GAGGAGAAGAAAAAAAGGGGGAAAGAAGAAGGCGAAGCACCAGAAGGAGCAGAAGAAAAAGGAGAAGGAGAAAAAGGCAGAAGGAAGAGAAAACACCUGCGGGAAAGAUGCCUCCUUCCGGACCGCCCGCCCCUCCCUCCCUUGGAGACCUGCCUGCGCUGGACCUGCCUGUGCCGGACCUGCCUGAGCUGGACCUGCCUCCGGAUGUCCUCGUCCUCGUGAGAGAGGAUGGUGCUCUUUUCUUCAUUUGGAGGGAUGAAGACGAGCUCUCUAUUCCUUCUGACGGAGAGGAUGGUGACCCCGACUUCAUCUAUUCAGAUGAAGACGAGGGCUCCAUCUCUUCUGACGGAGAGGAUGGUGAACCCGACUUCUUCUCUUCAGAUGAAGACGAGAGCUCCGCCUCUUCUGAUGGAGAGGAUGGUGACCCCGACUUCAUCCCUUGGGAUGAAGACGAGGAAUCCACCUCUUCUGACGAAGACGAAGACGUCCCUGUUUCAGGCUCUUCAGACGAAGGCGAAUACUCUCUCUCCAGUUCUUCAGAUGAGGACGAUGCCUUCUCAGUGUUCUGUUCUUCAUCUGAAGGCGAAGGCUCCUCGGCCUUCAGCUCUUCAGAUGAUGACAGAGCCUUUUUUGGCAUCAGUUCCUCAGAUGAAGACGAUGGCCACAUCACUGUUCCUCUGGAUGCUGAUGAGGUCGAUGAAGGCGAUGAUGUUGGGAGUGUGAAAUCAUCGCCUGAGUCCUCAAGCAGCAUCGAGGAUCCCACCUCCUUCUCUUCUGGUACUAGCGUUUCCAGUAAGAGGAGCAGGGAGGACAGUGAUGAGGACUGGACCCCCAGUCCAAGGCCAGGGAAACGCUGGAAGGAGUAAUCUUCUUCGUCUGACUGGAUGGUGGAAGACAUCCAGUCAGAUGAUGAGGAGUCUUCUGAAGAAGAGUCCUGAACAGAGGAGGACAGCUCAGUCGACAUGGAUGGCUACGAGACCGAUGACAAUCAUGAUGAUGAGGAGUCGUCAGAUGAAACUUCUGCUUCUUGUGACUGCACGUCACCUGAGGAAGAAGUUUAAGAUGGCAACAACCUCAUCAUCAUGGAUUGUUUUGAGGCCGAUGUAGACCAUCCUGUCGAUGAAGAAGACAUCACUGUUAUCACUGAGGACGAACGUGACGAACCUAACGAAUAGGAUGUCCUCAGUGAUAACGAAGGUGCCGACAUUCCUCCCCCUCCUCUGACAUCGAGAAGAUGGAGAACAAGAUAAAGAUGUAGUUGAUUAAUUCCAAGGCCAGGGAAACGCUGGAAGGAGUAAUCUUCUUCGUCUGACUGGAUGGUGGAAGACAUCCAGUCAGAUGAUGAGGAGUCUUCUGAAGAAGAGUCCUGAACAGAGGAGGUCAGCUCAGUCGACAUGGAUGGCUACGAGACCGAUGACAAUCAUGAUGAUGAGGAGUCGUCAGAUGAAACUUCUGCUUCUUGUGACUGCACGUCACCUGAGGAAGAAGUUUAAGAUGACAACAACCUCAUCAUCAUGGAUUGUUUUGAGGCCUGUAGACCAUCCUGUCGAUGAAGAAGACAUCACUGUUAUCACUGAGGACGAACAUGACGAACCUAACGAAUAGGAUGUCCUCAGUGAUAACGAAGGUGCCGACAUUCCUCCCCCUCCUCUGACAUCGAGAAGAUGGAGAACAAGAUAAAGAUGUAGUUGAUUAAU
Larimichthys crocea (large yellow croaker) is the source of this 1697-nucleotide messenger RNA. Its product is annotated as suppressor protein SRP40. Lineage: Eukaryota; Metazoa; Chordata; Actinopteri; Sciaenidae. The record is from RefSeq and is a predicted model, not a curated record. The transcript is spliced from 3 exons. Bases 108 to 866 code for a protein of 252 amino acids.